Messenger RNA from Drepanopeziza brunnea f. sp. 'multigermtubi' MB_m1, 327 nucleotides. Lineage: Eukaryota; Fungi; Ascomycota; Leotiomycetes; Helotiales; Drepanopezizaceae. The record is from RefSeq and is a predicted model, not a curated record.
AUGGCAUCCUCCAAGACCGAACGCAGCGGCAUCGCCGUCGGCCCUAACAAGGGACAUAAAACCGAGGCGCGAGUCGUCAAGCCGAGAAUCAGUCGCUCCAAGGGCAAGAUGACCAAGCGCACCCAGUUCGUGCGCGACAUCGUCAAGGAGGUCUCCGGACUCGCCCCAUACGAGCGCCGAGUCAUCGAACUCCUUCGCAACAGCAAGGACAAGCGUGCCCGCAAGUUGGCGAAGAAGAGGGCAUGUCUCGGUACCUUUGGACGUGCGAAGGCGAAGGUUGAGGAGCUCACGAACGUUAUCGCUGAGUCGAGACGCGCUGGCCAUUAA